Paramisgurnus dabryanus is the source of this 2884-nucleotide messenger RNA. RefSeq names its product splicing regulatory glutamine/lysine-rich protein 1 (gene srek1). Gene Ontology annotation, molecular function: RNA binding. The record is from RefSeq and is a predicted model, not a curated record. NCBI's taxonomy places the organism in Eukaryota, Metazoa, Chordata, Actinopteri, Cypriniformes, Cobitidae. Gene Ontology annotation, cellular component: nucleoplasm.
GCUGUCUCAGGGAGGCCAGAACCCUCAAUGCUAACAUCACAGCAUGUCAGUGGCUAUCUGAGCCCUGAUUGCUCGGGUGUAACGCUGUAUUUACAGUAUUAAAUUUCAACCUAGUGUGACAUAAGUGGGAUGCCUGGGACUAAUGUGAUUCAGAUCACUAAUCUGUCGUCGGCGGUGAGCAGCGAUCAGAUGAGAACUCUCUUCGGCUUUUUGGGAGACAUCGAGGAGCUGCGGCUAUACCCGCCUGACAAUGCACCUCUUUCCUUUUCAUCCAAAGUGUGUUACAUAAAGUACAGAGAGCCUUCCAGUGUUGGCGUGGCACAGCAUUUAACCAACACAGUUUUUAUUGACAGAGCUCUUAUUGUUGUGCCAUGCGCAGAAGGAAAAAUCCCAGAAGAGGCAAAGGCCCUCUCGCUUUUGGCCCCUGCUACGCCUGUCACUAGCCUGAUAAACGGAGGAGGACUUCUGCCCAUUCCCAGCCCUGCUACGCUAAAUCGUGGUCUUCCUUUGGUUAAUCUGGGAGUCAUUAAGUCUAGUUUGGAUACAUCUGUGGCGGCUUUAAGCGGAGUGACGUCACAGCCUCCACUUAUGGGCAAUGUUGAUCCCUCGAAAAUUGAUGAGAUCAGGAGGACCGUCUAUGUCGGCAACUUGAAUUCACAGACCACCACGGCCGAACAGCUACUGGAGUUCUUCAAGCAGGUUGGAGAUGUGAAGUUUGUGAGGAUGGCCGGGGAUGAAACUCAGCCUACACGCUUUGCCUUCGUGGAAUUUUCUGAUCAGGACUCAGUGACACGAGCGCUCACCUUUAACGGUGUCAUGUUCGGAGACAGACCGCUGAAGAUUAACCACUCCAAUAAUGCCAUAGUAAAGCCUCCAGAGCUCACACCACAGGCUGCAGCCAAAGAACUGGAGGACGUUAUGAAAAAGGUCAGAGAGGCUCAGUCAACUAUUGCUGCUGCUAUUGAUCCAGCCGACAAGAAUCGGUCGCCUAGUAGAUCCAGGCGUUUCAAAAGGUCCAGAUCUCGGUCUCACUCACGAAGGAAGCGAUCCAGAUCCAGGCACAGGGGUCGUCCAUCUCAGAGGCCAAGGCAGAGGCUAAAUGAUUUACGUGGGUCCCAUAGAAGACACUCGCGAUCCCGAGACAAAAAACACAGCCGGAGUCGAUCUCACUCCAGGGACCGGAAGAAGGAGAAGGAAGGAAAGGUUCGGAAAGAAGGUGACUGGGAUGAAAAGAGGCAGAGGGUCAAAAAAGGAAGAACGCCGCCCAAAGGCUACAGCAGAUCAAGAUGCUCCCGUAGUACAAGCAGAGGACAGAAAAGAAGCAAAUCUCAAUCGAGGUCGCCAAGACGGAGGGCCAGGUCACCAUCACCAAAAAGAGGGAAGAAGGAUAAAAAGAGAGACAAACUGAGAGACAGUAGCAGGGAAAGAAGCGAGAGCUUGGCAUUCAGGAGGAAAAGCAGAGAUUAUGACCACAAGGCUAAACCAUCACAGGUGGACAGGAGCUACGAGGUAGCAGACUAUGAGUAUUUCAGCGAUGUUGGGUCAGGUUCUGUUGCCAGUGAUGAAAAAUCUCCCCGAGCUCAUCACAACGGCAGCUAUGGGAGCACUUACGCAGAUGAGGAGGAUCUCUCUGCUGCUGAGUGAUCAACACAUAAUGCUAUUCCAAGAACUGUGAUGUUCAGUCGUUGUGUCUUGACAGCAUAGAAUAGCGUGUCAUACAGUAAGAGCAGUCACUCCUUUUAAAAUGCUUUUCCCUGCGUCCAUUGACGUGAACAUUACCUGUCGCUGUGAAUAUGCUAUCUGUCAUAUGAUAUUCAUAUGGAUAAAAAUGUAAAGAUUUGGAUAGAGAUUUAUUGUGGUGAGAGCUACCGCAUGUUGAAUGGAGUGUGUUUAAGGUCACAUUUUAACAUUUGUUUUCGUUUUUAUUGCAUGUUACGUUUACAUUUAAAAAUAUAAUUUCGUGCUAUUUUGUGUUCAUCCUUUUUCUUACUAAUUUAAAUGUAAAGAAGUUUCAACAUUUAGUUUUAGACGUUUUAUUUUGGGGGGAGAAAGCCUUAGAAAUUAUAUUUUCAAAAAUAUAUUGCAUAAAAACUUUCUUCAUGUAAAAGUAUUAUUGGUUAUUUUGUUCUUUUUUUACUAUGACCCAGGGGUUUUUGAUAUAUUUCUAAAACUUACUAGAGGCAGUCUUUUACACAGUUUUUGUGUACAUAAUGUGUAAAAAAAAUGUUUGUGGUGAAAUGUGUAGAUGAACAGUGCAUGGUAAAAGUGCCUAGAAAGAUGCAAAAAGAUAUUAACAACGUUGUAAAUGAAGUCAAAAGGGAAUAUUUAUCUAUCAUUGUCACCUAAAUAACAUUAUAGCAAAGCUGGUGUAAAUUGCAUAGUUUUAUCUUUAUUUUUAACAGAAUUAACCAGUGACUAGAAACCUACAGUAAUAUCUUAAUACAGUAAGUAUUGUUAUGUGGCACAUAUUUAUGUUUUAAUAGUGUUUUGAGAAGCCUUUAUUGAUCGGUGAACACAGUAUACUGUUAUUGGCCAUUCAGAAUAACUACAGUUUAAAGCUUUAUGCUUCAGAAUUCGUAUUUAUUUUUAUAUACAGUCCGUACAGUCAAAUACUUUAGUAAAUGGAUAUAUACAAUUAUAUACUUGUUUAGCAGCAGGAACUAAUAUAAAUAAGAUGGAGUAGUGUUUGACAUAUCGAUUUGUGAGCUGUGUGAUUCUGUUCAUCUGUUAUACGUGAAUAAAACAGAUUUUCCCUAAUGCAAAAUAUACAGUAAAGACAGUGUACUUAAGAUUUCUUCUAUACUGCAGUGUGUGGUUUUCUAAAAUAUUUAAAAAUGGGCUUUAAUGUAAAUCAACAACACAAUAAAGCCUUUCACAGACCAUU